This is a messenger RNA of Frankliniella occidentalis (western flower thrips), 1579 nucleotides long. RefSeq names its product ubiquitin carboxyl-terminal hydrolase 36-like. Gene Ontology annotation, cellular component: cytosol; nucleus. Bases 605 to 1579 code for a protein of 324 amino acids. Gene Ontology annotation, molecular function: cysteine-type deubiquitinase activity; cysteine-type endopeptidase activity. Lineage: Eukaryota; Metazoa; Arthropoda; Insecta; Thysanoptera; Thripidae. Gene Ontology annotation, biological process: protein deubiquitination. The transcript is spliced from 7 exons. The record is from RefSeq and is a predicted model, not a curated record.
CAUUCCGGUAACCCUGAAAAGAAGAAGAAUGCGGGGAACAAGAAAGCGGAAAUGGAGGGAGCGGGCUGGGUGGAGGGGGUGGUAUGAGAAAUAUAUCGUGCGUUGCCCACCGUUGUUUACGUUCGCUUGUGUUUAUCGCUUUUCGUUCCGAUUUUAACACGUAAAAUGGUAAAGGUAUGGUGUCAGGGUCGAUAUAUGUGUGCAGAGAAGAUUUUAGUUGCUAGAGAACAUUUGCGAUUGAAAUUUCUGAACGAGUUUGUGAUUUUUACAUUUUUUAUACAUUUUGACUGGUUUAACCUGCCCUCCACACAUAGAAUCAUUUCUUUGACAAUUUUCGGUUUACUAACGGACUGUUGAUGAACCCUGUAAGAGAUUUGGUACCGAUACAUGGUAUUUAUUUUCUAUUUUUUCACUGUUUGUCAAGGGGUCAUAUUGUCAACAAUGCGCACUUAUAUUUGAUUUUUGUUUUGAUUCUCGUUCUGACUUAUGUCUAGGUUACAUUUUCUUGUGUUUGAGUCUGACAUUUAAAUUUAAUAUUUUAAUUUUUUUUGGUGAUUAAAAUUGAAGUAUAUUUAUACUUGCAUAUUAGUUUUCGAACCAAACAAUGACUAGCUCAACACUGGAUCGUGUGGAAGCUGAGGAAAUUGUAUAUUCGGAGGAAGUUAAGAGGGGAUGGACAGAUGUUCCACACAUCCAUAAAUGCAUAGCCCUGACAGACUACUUGUCUCUUUCCAGCACUGUUUUGCAGGCUCUAGUUCAUGUUCCAGCCUUUGUUCACUGGCUUAUUUAUUCACCUGGUCACUCAGUAAACCAGUGUUGCCUAGAGCAGUGUCUAGUAUGUGCUCUUAUUGACUUUCUCUCCCUAUUUCAAAUGGAACGUGUCUAUCAAUCCGAGAAAUUUUGCAGAAUCAUCACAGGUGUCUCAGAGGAAAAAGAUGCCCAAAAAUAUUUGGAGAAAUUUAUUACAAGAUUGCAUGUAGACUUCAUUAAAUCAUAUGCCCCUAAAAGGCGGUUGAGUCUUCAGAGUGAGAGAACAUCACCUGUUUUUCAAAUUUUUGGUGGAUUAUGGAAGAUUUCAGCUUUAUGUUGUGGCAAGACUUACAAAAUAUUGAAGUCUUCCCUGAAUAUUGCUGUACCUCUCACUUCCUCUCACAUCCAAUCAUGUUUGGAUGCAGCAAUUCAAGAAUUGUCAACAAAAUGUCUUUGCAGUGAAUGUGGAAGUGAGCUGUGUGCUGCAUCUGUAUCAGUUGAUUCCCCACCCACUGUGCUGUGCCUCAACUUGGAAAGAUUUCAGGAAGAUGGCUCUAUAGAUGACAGGGAAGUUUUGGUGGAACCCAGAAUCACUUUAGACAAAAAGUAUUCCUACAACCUUCUGUCACUUAUUCUGGCAAAUGGUAUGUCAAGGGAAGCGGCCACCUAUUUCCCAAUCACUAUCUGCCCAGGAGGUGUGAUACAUGAGUUUAGAGGAGCAUCUGAAUCAACUCCAAUCAAACCUGUCACAUCUGUUGAAAAGAAUUGGACAGUGUCUCCAAUUCUGGACAGCUCUAGUACUCCUACAACACAGGUAAGCUUACCCUAA